CCGCUGACACUGAGCAUUGUCUCUUCCUCCGUUCUCAUCUCUCUCACUCGACUGAAGCUCUUCAAUACCUCGGUCCAUUCUAUACAGAGAGAGAGAGUGGGAGUGAGUCCGUGUUGUGCGUCUCCGUGCUUAUAUGUUUCCGCCACUGCGCCGCAUGUUUAUAAGUACAGAGCUCCCAACGGUUCUUUUCCUUUUAUCCGCUCCUCCUCGUGACCCACUCUGCGCAGAAACCUUCCCCCUCUUAUUCAGCUUUUAUUUCUGUCUCUGUUUCUAUAAUUCAGAGUCUUAUUUGUGUAACUCUAUUGGGCACUUUUUCCUCUCAGAUAUAUCUCAUUACUUUCUGCUGAAGACCCAUCACAGUUUUGGAUUCUAUUCUCUAGGGUUUAGGGAUAGCCUGUGUUUUUAUUAGAGGAUUUUGCAUCCUCUGUUUUUUUCUUCACAGGGAGAGAGAUAGAGAUAGAGAUACCUUUGGGUUUCUGAGAGUUUUCGUUCAUAGAUUUUCCCGGAUAGCUUGUUACGUUGUUCAAAAAUUGAAUCUUUUAGUAUAGUGGUUUUUGUAGAGCUGUUGUGUUCCUGUAAUUAAUACAUCUUAUAAUUCUUGUUUUUUCCUUUUUCCCAAUUUUGCCAAUAAAUUUUAUUAGCUGUACUGCCAGGGUUUAGGGUUUUGUACUUUCUGUGUUUUCUCUUUGCCAGUUCUCAGUCAGAAAGUGUAGUAGUGUUGAGCUCUUCUUGGAAUUAGAUUUCCCAGUUACCUUCUGAUUUCGAAGCUGAGGUUUGGUCUGUUUUAGCUCUUGAAUUGUCGUGUGCUGAACCAGUCCAGUAUCAAAGCCUGAAUUCAAUCUAAAUUUCGGGUCAGAUACGGUAAUACCUUUAUUGCCCACUUGUCUUUCUGGGCUCUUCUUUAUACCGAGUUAAAUCUGAGUUGGAGGCUUUCUUCAAUCCUUGUUAGUUCUUGGUUGUAGAAGCCUGUAUCCGGUCUGAGCUUGGGUCUUAGACCUCCAGUUUACACUGAAUUUCAUCUUCUUUCCGAGUAACUUUCACAAAUGUCUUCGUGUUUAAGCGGAGGCAGCGGUAGAACUUAUGCACUGGACCUCGACAUCGUAAAAUAUCCAUCCACAUCGAGUCGAACCUCGCAAACUUCUUCGCCUUCUUCGACUCUCUCAGAAUCAAGCAAUUCUCCGCUCACAAUUUGCACCCGAAAAUCCCGAACCCCACGAAAGCGUCCGAAUCAAACUUACAACGAGGCGGCAGCCCUCCUCUCCACAGCCUAUCCCAACAUCUUCUCUACUAAAAACCUCACAAAGCCUCGCAAAUUUACCAAGCAACAUGAUUCUUUCUUAGAUGAUUCUCCAGAGUUGCUGCUGCCCUUUCGAGUCAUUGAUAGUUCUGCUUUCUUGCUUCACCAACCAAUUCAAGAAAAGCCGAGUUUUCAAAUCCAAUCCAAGGUAACGAAUUUUUGCGACAAACCCUGUCAAAGUCCAGGGGAAGUUGAUUUGCAUGCGAGUUCGUUGGAAUUGUGUGAUGGGUAUGAGGAGGAUUUUGAUGCAGAAUCGAUUCUUGACGAAGAAAUAGAAGAGGGAAUCGAUAGUAUUAUGGGAAAUUUGAGUGUGGAUACCGAUAUGGUAGAUGACUUCAACGCUGGUUCCUCUUAUGGCAGUGGCCAAAAGAUUUCUUGGUACGGGAAUUCAAUCCCAGUGGGAUUGGGUUUUGGUGGAAAAUUCGACUUGGGGCUUGGAAUGAGAAUCAAUGGAGCGUUGAGGCACGUGGAUGAGGGAAAUUGGUGGGGUUUCCCCAUUGUGGAUAUGCAUCAAAUCUCUCCCAGAUUUCACAAGGCUUCAGUUUCUACCGAGAAGAAGAAGAAGAAGAAAAAGGUCGAGAAGUUGUCGGUCGGGGAGUUGAAGGAGAAGGAAUUGCCCAAAGAGAAUUCUGCAUCCCCGAAACCCAAUUCAGGAUUAUUGCUGAAACUGAAUUUUGAAGAGGUUUUGAACGCUUGGUCCAACCGGGGGUCUCCAUUUUCCGACGACAUUUCAGGCUCCGAUACGCCGGGGGAUGAUGUCUCCGCCAGGCUAGCUCAAAUUGAUUUGUUUUUGGAAGGAGGAGGGCUGAGAGAAGCUAGCGUGCUACGGUACAAGGAAAAACGGCGUACACGACUCUUCUCUAAGAAAAUCAGAUAUCAGGUCAGAAAAGUCAACGCUGAUCAACGGCCUAGAAUGAAGGGGCGCUUUGUUAGAAGGCCGAAUUCUGGCACAAAUGGUCAGAGAUGAAGAAGAGUAAAAAAGAGACGUGACUCUUGGGUUGUGAUCGUCCAUCGCCACCAGCACUCUCUGAGUUGUUCGACUAAUAUUUCUUGUUUUUUGUUUUUCCUAUCGUUUCUCACACCAAGAAGCUCUGGAAAAUGGAGAUUAGUUUGAGAAGAGGAGCAUUGAGAAAUAGUCAGGCAACAUUAGCCCAAGUUUAGGGUUUUAUUUUCUCUUUGUUUUGUAGUCUCUGGAAGAUGCUUUUGUAACAGAGGCAUACAGAUUUUGUUGGAUUCAAUAGUAGCACAAAUGUGAGAGGCAA
Molecule: messenger RNA, 2559 nt
Organism: Carya illinoinensis
Lineage: Eukaryota; Viridiplantae; Streptophyta; Magnoliopsida; Fagales; Juglandaceae
Product: protein CHLOROPLAST IMPORT APPARATUS 2-like
Exons: 3
Coding region: 1044-2264 (406 amino acids)
Biological process (GO): regulation of DNA-templated transcription
Cellular component (GO): nucleus
Molecular function (GO): protein binding
Source: RefSeq, a predicted model, not a curated record